This is a messenger RNA of Trypanosoma theileri, 1584 nucleotides long. RefSeq lists its product as uncharacterized. The record is from RefSeq and is a predicted model, not a curated record. Bases 1 to 1584 code for a protein of 527 amino acids. The transcript has a single exon. NCBI's taxonomy places the organism in Eukaryota, Euglenozoa, Kinetoplastea, Trypanosomatida, Trypanosomatidae.
AUGGAACCUUCAUCAGAUAAUAUGCCGUUUUACUCCUCCUUUGGUAACUUUGAACAGGGGUACAAUCGUGAGGAGGCAAAAGCAGGAAUGAAUAAUGCAUUUCGUUUAUAUCAAAGGCAACGGCGGGGACAAGAUCGUUACUUAAAGGAAUUGAUGCUUGGUACUGGUCUUGGUGUUGCUGCAGAGAAAAGUGUUCAAGAUGGUAUUUAUGAACCACAAGCAGCGCUACAUACUUCUUCUAAUGGACCAAUAGCAGCAGAAGCAGUUGUACUUGACUCAACAACAAAAACAAUAGCUUCAGAUAGCAAAAAAAAUGAGGAGGGUACAUCAGGAAAAAAAUCCUCAGUAGCUGAGAUGGAACGUUUGGGUACAUUUCCUAUAAACCUUAUGAAAGAGUUUACUAAAGCAGAGGUAAAAGUGCAAAGUUUAAAGGAAGUUGAACAACAGCUAAAGGAAAAUAUUGCUGUCGCAGAAAAAAGUAUUGCAGAUUUGUGUAACCCUUUUACAUUUGAUGUUAUUUUAGACUCUCUUUCUACUGCUCUUUCCAUUGUGGAGGAUGGUGAUGCGAAAAUUCAAGUAAAACUUUCUAUUCAAGAAGAAGAAGAAGAGAAACUUGAGGGUGCAGAAGCUGUUAUGGAGUUUGCUCAAAAAUAUAUUACACCUAUUGUACUUUCCCUAGUGACCACACUCCACGCGACUGAGUGGAUGUUACAGUAUACUAUGACUUUCAUUAAUUCUCUAUCUGCAAAGGAUGAGGAAGAAGCAUAUUUACAGUUGGAACUUCUUGCACAAUGUGUACGUUGGUUGGGUAAAAUUGAUCAAUUCGUUGCCUUUUCUACAGCACUUGAACUAAAAUGGGAAGUGUAUGAAGCCUUUUCUCAGUUACGGGAUUCAGCAGAGGAGCACAUUGGAAGCGUUCUUGAUAGUAUUGAAGAUGACUUAAAUACUGUUUUGCUUGAAUCAUUUCCAAAACGACGUCAAGUUUUACUUCUUCAUGAGGGAGGCAUUCGUGAACGUCUACAAAAGGUGUUAACCUUUCUGCAUGAUAUUGAAAGCAACUGGUUGCCUGAUGUACAACUGCAGAGGGAAUGGAAGGAUGAAUUCCUCACCCGCAUGCUGCAUCGUAUCCACACCGUCAUCGCCCCCGGCUUUCUCUCCGCCUCUUUAGGUUUUAUUGACGAGUCUCUCUACAAACUCGUCCCGGACGAUACGGCGGUGGGACGUUCAACGCAAAGUGCGAGUCGCCGCCACGGGCAGUCACCGCCGAUGGUGUCAACCGCCACGCAGGUGGAGACGCGGCGUGUGACGGAGGAAUUGAAUUUUCAGCAAAUUGCAGUCUCGGUGAAAGGCUCAGCAAGUCGAGUCGUUGGGAUACAGUUAUGUAUGGCAGCACGCUUUGUGUUACGACAGUGCGAUGCUGAGUAUGAUAAAAAGUGGGGAUUUUCAAUGAGUAAUAGUCCUGAUGCAUAUGAUCCUGUGACGAAUGCCGCUGGGGAAAUUACACGCUUCACAAAUUCAAUGCAGCAACGGGCGAGGGAACGUGCGUCGCAGCAAAUGGAUGCUCUACGCUAUUUUUUUCUUUAG